Messenger RNA from Notothenia coriiceps (black rockcod), 703 nucleotides. RefSeq names its product EGF domain-specific O-linked N-acetylglucosamine transferase-like. Gene Ontology annotation, molecular function: protein O-acetylglucosaminyltransferase activity. Lineage: Eukaryota; Metazoa; Chordata; Actinopteri; Perciformes; Nototheniidae. The annotation marks the transcript as partial. The record is from RefSeq and is a predicted model, not a curated record. The transcript is spliced from 6 exons. Gene Ontology annotation, cellular component: endoplasmic reticulum lumen.
AUCUCCGAAUGCUACAGUGAAGGGAUGUUUCGGGCGUUCUCCCAGCACGUCCUGCAUCGACUGAACAUCCCUCAAGCCGGGCCAAAGGAGGGCCGUGUUCGUGUCACCCUGCUGGCACGCAGCACAGAAUACAGAAGGAUAUUAAACCAAGUGGAGCUGGUAAACGCCCUCAAGACUGUGCCUUUACUGGAGGUCAACGUGGUGGACUACAAAUUCAAGGACGUUCCCUUUCUGGUGCAGCUGAGGAUCACACACAACUCUGACAUCUUUAUAGGGAUGCACGGGGCGGGUCUCACACACCUCCUCUUCCUCCCUGACUGGGCUGUCAUCUUUGAGCUAUAUAAUUGUCAGGAUGAGAGCUGCUAUCGAGAUUUGGCUCGGCUGCGGGGCAUUCGAUACGUGACUUGGCAGAAGAUGGACAAAGUGCUCCCCCAGGACAAGGGUCACCAUCCGACCAUCGGGGACCAUCCGAAGUUCACCAACUACUCCUUCGACGUGGGGGAGUUCAUGCACCUCGUGCUGGAAGCGGCUGAUUACGUCACUCACCAUCCCAAAUGGAGGCGUCGCUCCCUUCACGAUGAACUCUAGAGUCUCUGUGAGUUUGGGACACAGACACCUGAAGAACCUUUAAAGAUCCCAUGUCAUGGCCAUUUCCACUGAUCAUAAUUCCAUUGUUGAGGUCUACUAGAAUAGAUUUAUAUUG